Molecule: messenger RNA, 4628 nt
Organism: Canis lupus familiaris (dog)
Lineage: Eukaryota; Metazoa; Chordata; Mammalia; Carnivora; Canidae
Gene: B4GALNT3
Product: beta-1,4-N-acetyl-galactosaminyltransferase 3
Exons: 20
Coding region: 26-3034 (1002 amino acids)
Cellular component (GO): Golgi cisterna membrane
Molecular function (GO): acetylgalactosaminyltransferase activity
Source: RefSeq, a predicted model, not a curated record
GGCCGGGUGCGGAGCGGCCCGCGCCAUGGGGAGCCCCCGGGCCGCGCUGCUCCUCCUGCUCCUGCGCCCGGUCAAGCUGCUGCGGAGACGCUUCCGGCUGCUGCUGGCGCUGGCGCUCGUGUCCGUGGGGCUCUGGACCCUCUAUCUGGAACUGGCGGCGUCGGCUCAGGUCGGCGGGAACCCCCUGAACCGGAGAUAUGGCAGCUGGAGAGAACUGGCCAAGGCUCUGGCCAGCAGGAACAUUCCAGCUGUGGAUCCAAACCUCCAGUUUCAUCAUCCCCAGAGGCUGGGCCCCAAGGACCAAGACUUUGAGCGAGGUAGGAGUGGUAACAACAGCUACCUGAAGUGGAAUAAGCCCGUCCCAUGGCUCUCAGAGUUCCAGGGCCAUGCCAACCUGCAUGUGUUCGAAGACUGGUGUGGCAGUUCCAUUCAGCAGCUCCGGAGGAACCUGCACUUCCCGCUGUACCCCCACAUUCGCACAACCCUGAGGAAGCUGGCUGUUUCCCCCAAAUGGACCAACUAUGGCCUCCGCAUUUUUGGCUACCUGCAUCCCUUCACCGAUGGGAAAAUACAAUUUGCCAUUGCUGCAGAUGACAACGCUGAGUUCUGGCUCAGCCGGGAUGACCAGGUGUCAGGCCUUCAGCUGUUGGCCAGUGUGGGCAAGACUGGAAAAGAGUGGACUGCCCCUGGAGAGUUUGGGAAAUUUCGGAGCCAAAUUUCCAAGCCAGUGAGCCUGGUGGCCUCCCAGAGGUACUACUUUGAGGUGCUGCACAAACAGAAUGACAAGGGCACAGAUCAUGUGGAAGUUGCGUGGCGACGGAACGACCCUGGAGCCAAGUUCACUAUUAUUGACUCCCCUUCCCUGUCGCUCUUCACAAAUGAGACAGUCCUAAGGAUGGAUGAUGUGGGCCACAUCCCCCAGACAGCAGCCAGCCAUGUAGGCUCCCGAGACUCUCUUCCCAGAGAGGAGCCGCCUCUCGCAGACAUGCUGCAGCCUGACCCUCGGGAUACCCUCUAUCGAGUGCCUCUGAUCCCCAAGGCUCAUCUCCGCCAUGUCUUGCCUGAUUGUCCCUACAAACCCAGCUACCUGGUGGACGGGCUCCCCCUGCAGCGUUACCAGGGACUCCGCUUUGUUCACCUGUCCUUCGUCUACCCCAAUGACUAUACCCGCCUGAGCCACAUGGAGACCCAUAAUAAAUGCUUCUACCAGGAAAACUCAUACUACCAGGACAGGUUCAGCUUUCGGGAGUACAUCAAGAUUGACCAGCCUGAGAAGCAGGGGCCGGAGAAGCCAGGUUUUGAGGAAGGCCUUCUAGAAGAAUCCCAGUAUGGAGAAGCAGCAGAGGAAACCCUUGACUCCAAUGACCAGAAUGCCAUGAUGCCAGAAGGAAAACAAGGGCCUACCUUUACCCCUGGGCAGGAUGUCACUGACUACCACCUCCGAAGCCUACGGAAACUCCUGGCUCAGCCCCAGGAGGGUCUUCUGGCACCCUUUUCCAAGCAGAACUCCACAGCUCCCUUCCCUAUGAGGACCACCGAUGUCCCAGUCCAGCAACCAGAGAAGAGAGAGAAAAGACCCAGCCCUGAGCCUAGCGAAGAUCCACCUCACUCUGAGAAGUGGCCUCCGGGGCCCCUGGCAGGGAAACUGCCUGCAGUCAAGGGGCCCAGGCCCACUGGUAACAGUCCCAGGAAGACUCUAGGGCAGUCCCAGUGGCUGAAUCAAGUUGAGACAUACAUUGCAGAGCAGAGAAGGGGAGAUAGGAUGGAGCCCCCAGCCCCCAGGAGGGGUUGGCCUGGUGAGGAAGAGGUAGUGGUAGCUGCAGGUGAGGAAGGACAGGUGGAAGGAGAAGAAGAGGGGGAAGAAGAGGAAGAGGAAGAAGAAGAGGAUAUGAGUGAGGUGUUCGAAUAUGUGCCCAUGUUUGACCCGGUGGUAAACUGGGACCAGACCUUCAGUGCUCGGAAUGUUGACUUCCAAGCCCUGCGGACUGACUGGAUCGAUCUGAACUGUAACACGUCUGGCAACCUGCUGCUUCCAGAGCAGGAGGCUCUCGAGGUCACGCGGGUCUUCCUGAAGAAGCUCAACCAGAGGAGCCGGGGGAAGUACCAGCUCCAGCGCAUUGUGAACGUGGAGAAGCGCCAGGACCAGCUACGCGGGGGUCGUUACCUCCUGGAGCUCGAGCUGCUGGAACAGGGGCAGCGGCCCGUGCGGCUCUCCGAGUAUGUGUCUACCCGCGGCUGGCAGGGCAUCGAUCCAGCUGGUGGGGAAGAGGUCGAGCCCCGGAACCUGCAGGGCCUGGUUUGGGGCUCACACAACCGCCGGAGACAUGUCUUGAAUGUCCGGGCCCCAGAGCCCAAGCUGUGUUGGCCGCAGGGCUUCUCCUGGAAUCACCGAGCCGUGGUCCACUUCAUUGUCCCUGUGAAGAACCAGGCGCGCUGGGUGCAGCAGUUCAUCAGAGACAUGGAAAAGCUGUUCCAGGCCACUGGUGACCCACACUUCAAUAUCAUCAUCACUGACUACAGCAGUGAGGACAUGGACGUGGAGAUGGCCCUCAAGAGGUCCAAGCUGCGGAGCUACCAGUACAUGAAGCUGCGUGGAAACUUCGAGCGCUCAGCUGGGCUUCAGGCCGGCAUAGACCUGGUGAAGGACCCGCACAGCAUCAUCUUCCUCUGUGACCUCCACAUCCACUUCCCUGCUGGAGUCAUCGAUACCAUCCGGAAGCACUGUGUGGAGGGCAAGAUGGCCUUUGCCCCCAUGGUGAUGAGGCUGCAUUGCGGGGCCACCCCCCAGUGGCCUGAGGGCUACUGGGAGGUGAAUGGGUUUGGACUGCUCGGCAUCUACAAGUCAGACCUGGACAGAAUCGGAGGCAUGAACACCAAGGAGUUCCGAGACCGCUGGGGCGGGGAAGACUGGGAGCUGCUGGACAGGAUCCUCCAAGCAGGCCUGGAAGUGGAGCGACUCUCCCUCAGGAAUUUCUUCCAUCACUUCCAUUCCAAGCGAGGCAUGUGGAACCGUCGCCAGAUGAAAAUGCCAUGAUCCUGAGGGGCGGCCCACUUGACCGACCAACCAACUGCUUCCCACUCCUUGACUCGUGCUCGCUCCCCAGCACCCCUGCUCACCAUUGAGGAGGAGAGGGAAGGGGAGCAGGAGCCAUGGCUGGGCCCCGAGAGGCCUCAGAGCUAACACUGUCACUUCCCCCAGAGCUGUUACCUCACACAGGCAGCUGCCAAGGCCCCUGUCUCUACCCUCGAGGCCUCCAGAGGGAGGACCUUGGGAGAGGGACCGGGAGGGGCCGUUCACUCAGUUGACAGAGGUGGACAGGCUUCUGGGAAAGGUGCCAGAGUCUUCUGGGAAAGAAAGACCUGUUUGAGUGCUACCAACCUAUCCGUAAGGUGCAUUCCAGCAUCCACCCGGGGAGUAGUGACCAGGACGUGGAAACUCUUCUCUUGGACAUAUUUCAUUGGGGGUUUUUACUUUUCUAACAGAAAACCAAAACUGUAACUGUCCAGACCCAGCACUGACUAUGAGAGACAGAUGCAGUCUUGCACUUAAGGCACGUCCCCACUUGUAUACCUGACCCACUCCGGUGUAGCGUGUUGUGUCCCUCGGUCCUUGAUCUGGCAGCUGAUUUAUAACCAGAGGAGCUGGCACAGCACGGAUCAGUUCUCAGCUCUACCCCAGGCUUGUGCCUUCCAGAGACAUGCACAUCUCUCCCAGGGAGCCACUGAACAGCUGGUCCCUGAUUAGGGCAUUAACCUUACCCUCCUGGUGGUGCUAACUUCAGACCGACGACCACAAGCACAGAACUGGUGGCAUUUUUAUGGUGGCCCAGUGGGGUUGGGAGACAGACAGCUAGUGGACAUGGGCUUGUCAUUCCCCAGGGUCUGGCAUACAGGCUGCGCAGGACAGGCAUGGUGGAGGAGGUGUGAGAAGCCCCUGGCCUGGCCUAGCCCACCUGUAGGCUAAAGCCUUGGGGAGAAUGUGAAGCAGAGAGGAAAGAGGAUGAGGAUGUAAGAAAGCCCUGGACUUGGGAAGGGGGUGGGGCGUCCAGCAGGAAGGGAAGAAAGGGAAGUGGAAGACUGGAGUCCCCACAGCCCCGCUCUCCCACACACUUGCCCUCCAGCAGGGAGAUCCCCAGGCCCCACCUGCCUACGUGGAAGAGGAAGGGGUGUGUUCAAGAUGGAGGAACAGGGGCUAGGGUGAGAAGGGGCAGGGCCAUGGGUUUGGGGAGGCAAGGGCAUCACCCUGAGAUCUCUUCCCCAAUUGGAGGGGAGUAGAGCCAGAAGGAACUGAAAAGCAGAGCCCUUUCAGGGAAGAGCCUUUGGCCUUUGUCGUCUUCAGCUGCCCCUUCUGACACCUGCUGAUCACACACUUAUCUUGCACUAAAAAUCCCCAGGUGCCUUUGGGGCUGGGGAUUUUGCUGCUGCUGCUGCUGCCUUUGCCGCUGCUGCUGAACUGACCAAUGGUGCAUUGGGCACUGGCUCUGGAACUGCAGUGUCCGUGUAAGGAGGGGGGCGCAGGGCUCCCUGCUGUAAGGAAACACCAAUGGGGGUUGCGGCAGGUUGCGGCGGGGCCCAGGAGGGUAGUCAGUGAGCCCACGCUCCCUGCUGCAAUAAAGUCCAAGCCACAA